AACAGAGGGAGAGCGGGUCCACUCACUGAUACGAACCCACGAACACUGCCAGUCCUUCACUUCAACACACCUCAGCUGCGACUCAAAUCUCCAACACGCGCAACAUCUGGAGUUGGGACAGAGAAAAGCCGACGCUUUCAGCAGCUGCUCGUCUCUUUUUUUCUCCUCUUCUCCUCUUCUCCUCUCUCUGUUCUGUGCGCUUCCACGAAACAGUGCCGCGUCCUUGAAAUUAAGUUGGAAGAGAGUUUUUGGUUGACGGCGAAAUAAAUCUCGCCCAGAGUUACUUCAAUCGCGGACCACUCAAAGGGAGGUGAAUGGACCUUCACCGCCCCUUCAAGAUGGACAGCCCCUCCUACCUGCCAACUCCUCUCGCCUCCCCUGCCCUGAUGGUCCUUGCUUCCACUGCCGAGGCCAGCCGAGAUGCCUCCGUCCCCUGCCAGGCACCAAGGCCCUUUGGCGUCCCUGCUUCCUUGGAGAAGGACCUCCACCUCUCCUUCCCCUCUGCCUCCUAUACUUUCACCUCCAUGUAUCAGCGCCAAGGACCCAUGUCAGGCACCUUUCCCUCCCGAGACUUCCCAGCCUCCCUGCUCCACCUGCACCCCCAGUUCACUCCUCCAAACCUGGACUGCUCCACCCUUGGUAUGCUCAACCACAGCGGGGUGGGAGCCUUCCGACCUUUCUCAUCCCCACAAGAGGAGAGAGAGUCGGCUGGUUAUCAGUCAGCUUUCACCCCUGCCAAGAGGCUGAAAAGCUGCUUCCCAGAGGUCGAGGGGAAGGAGUUUGACUUUGGCUCGUUGGGGGGCGCUCUCAAAGCUGGGGAGGACUCAGGGAGGAAGCUGUUCUCCAUGUCAGGCCUGCUCUCUGAUGGAGAGGCGUCGUCUAGCCCAGAGGAGCGCAAGGAGCACAACAGGGUGAAGGGUCUCUACGACGCUCAGGCCCCCAUGUGUCCAGUCUGCCACACCAUCCUGCGACCGGGUGAGCUGCAAGACCACAUGGAGCAGGAACUUACCAAAGUUGCCCAGCUACAAAUCAGUGACACUCCAGUGCAGCAUGACCUCCUUAUAAAAACCCCAAAGUCUGUUGCUCUUUCUCUGCACAUAAAGCGUGAAGGAAGUUCUCCCACUUCUCCCCCUCGACCGGCCGACAACACUCAUUCUGACCGAUACCAGACAUUUCUCCGCGUGCGGGCAAACAGACAUACAAGGCUCAAUGUCGAUGACCUCUGCUGGUGCAGGUGCUACGUCAAAUCUGCCCCAUUACGCCCUCACAGCGCAGGAGCUCACCUAGACUGCACACAAGCUGUCAGGAUUGGAAAACUGAAGCGGAGGAGACCAGGGGAUGGACAGGAGGGUUCAGUGGACCUGGUGCCACUGGAGAACGAGUGGAAUGAGAGGAGAAGGAUUCAGAUGUCAGCUAUCGUCGGAGGGUUUAAAGGUGCAAUGCUGGUGAGCACAACUUCUACUAAAGAGUGUCGUGACAGUGACGCAGACCUGGACGUGGAUGGAGAUGAUACUCUGGAGUACGGCAGAGCACAAUACACAGAGGCAGAUGUCAUGCCCUGCUCAGGAGAAAGCUCCAAGGAUACAACAGUCAACAGCAGCAGCAGCAGCAGCAGCAGUGUAUUACCUGACUCCAGAGUAAACCUAGACUAUUCCAAAUGGUUAAAUGAUGGAAGUCCAUCGACCAGCAGUGGAGAGAAAGCGGACGGCAGCGAGUCCACUCUGCCCAAAACCUGCAAAAAUACAGAGAUAGAGCCGCUCUCAGACAACUCCACGCUGACAACUCUGGAUGCACUUAAAGCUCGGAUACGGGAUUUGGAGAAACAGUUGUCCAAAGGAGACAGAUUUAAAUGCCUCAUCUGCAUGGACACGUACACAACUCCGCUCACCUCCAUCCAGUGCUGGCACGUUCACUGUGAGGAGUGUUGGCUUCGUACACUGGGAGCAAAGAAGUUGUGUCCUCAGUGCAACACCAUCACUUCACCUGGAGACCUGAGGCGGGUUUACCUGUGACGGGGAGGAGCUUCUUCUGUUGUAGCCAAUCAGGGGUGGACUUGUGGGCAGCUGGCCUGCCGUGGACUGCCAUCCUCUUCCUCCUUGGUUCAGUGUACUCCUGAAUUCUGAUGAAGAGUCGCAAACGAUCAUCCGAGACCCUGUAUAAUAGCAAUGUUGCUGCAACAUCGACCAGAUCCAGAAGAAACAUCUAGAACCCACUGAGAUCUCAGGCACUGAACAAAGCAAAAGAAAGAAAAUACAUAGAGAAAUGUUUUUGGACAAUAUUUAUCUUUUUCUAAACCUUUUGUCUGUUUUAUGAGGAAAAAAAACAAAACAAUAACAUGCAAAGCACAUGUACAUAGUUUUGUGUAUGUUUGAAUUGGUGUGUGUAAACAAUGUUGACUGUAUUUACUGUACAUAGUUUUUGAUUCUCUCACUUAUUGUUUGUUUAGCUCCCGUAGAUCCAUUAACAGUAAUCUCAUUCACGCUCACUUCGUCUUUGUCACUGAUGUGUUUCUUUGUACAGGAUCAUAAAAUCUAAUUUUAUCAAUGUUCAAUAAAACGUGCGUCUUAAAAGUCA
Messenger RNA from Solea solea (common sole), 2574 nucleotides. It is a transcript of the gene rnf220b, whose product is annotated as ring finger protein 220b. Bases 315 to 2012 code for a protein of 565 amino acids. The transcript has 16 exons. Gene Ontology annotation, molecular function: ubiquitin protein ligase activity; metal ion binding. NCBI's taxonomy places the organism in Eukaryota, Metazoa, Chordata, Actinopteri, Pleuronectiformes, Soleidae. The record is from RefSeq and is a predicted model, not a curated record. Gene Ontology annotation, biological process: protein ubiquitination.